Molecule: messenger RNA, 2046 nt
Organism: Acanthopagrus latus (yellowfin seabream)
Lineage: Eukaryota; Metazoa; Chordata; Actinopteri; Spariformes; Sparidae
Gene: enosf1
Product: enolase superfamily member 1
Exons: 15
Coding region: 406-1428 (340 amino acids)
Biological process (GO): amino acid catabolic process; carbohydrate catabolic process
Molecular function (GO): magnesium ion binding; L-fuconate dehydratase activity
Source: RefSeq, a predicted model, not a curated record
CUUCCUUGAGGAAACCGAGAGGAGAGUCCAGACGGAGCAGGACGAGUCACAGGACCGCUUCAGUGUCUGACAGGAACAUGGUGCACAGAAUAACACAGGUGACGGUCCGGGACGUCAGGUUCCCGACGUCUUUGGAGCAGCACGGCUCAGACGCGAUGCACACCGACCCGGACUACUCCACCGCGUAUGUGGUGGUCGACACGGACUCCGGCCUGAAGGGCUUCGGCUUCACGUUCACUCUGGGGAAAGGCACCGAGAUAGGUGAGGUUCACACCUGAGGAGCUGACGGUGGACACAGUGGUGUGUGCUGUGAGGGCCCUGGCAGGUCUGGUUGUCGGGAAAUCCUUGCAGGACAUCGUGAGCGACUUCCGUGGAUUUUACCGCCUCUUGACCAGCGAUGGCCAGAUGAGAUGGCUAGGCCCAGAGAAAGGAGUGAUCCACCUGGCCACUGCUGCAGUCCUCAACGCAGUGUGGGACCUGUGGGCGAGAGCGGAGGGCAAGCCGCUGUGGAAGCUGCUCGUCGACAUGGAUCCGAAGCAGAUCGUCACGUGCAUUGACUUCAGAUACAUCACCGAUGCCCUCACAGAGGAGGAGGCUCUGGACAUACUUGUGAAAGCUCGAGAGGGCAAGCAGCAGAGAGAGGAUCAGAUGCUGAAGGAGGGUUAUCCUGCCUACACCACCUCCUGCGCAUGGAUCGGAUACUCAGACGAGCAGCUCAAACAGCUCUGCACAGAUGCACUGAAGAGCGGCUGGACUAAGUUCAAGGUGAAAGUCGGCGCUGAUCUCGAGGACGACACGCGCCGGUGCCGCCUCAUAAGGCAAAUGAUUGGACCCGAUAACACUUUGAUGAUUGAUGCCAACCAGAGGUGGGACGUAGCCGAGGCCAUCAGCUGGGUGUCCAGCCUGGCUGAGUUCAAACCUCUGUGGAUCGAGGAGCCCACGUGUCCAGAUGACAUCCUGGGUCACGCUGCCAUCUCCAAGGCUUUGGCUCCACUCGGGAUCGGAGUGGCAACAGGGGAGCAGUGUCAGAACAGGGUGAUGUUCAAGCAGUUCCUCCAGGCCUCGGCCCUGCAGUUUGUCCAGAUAGACAGCUGUCGGCUGGGCAGCGUCAACGAGAACCUGGCUGUGCUGCUGAUGGCACACAAGUUCCAGGUGCCGGUUUGUCCUCAUGCUGGAGGAGUCGGUCUCUGUGAGCUCGUCCAGCAUCUGAUUCUGUUUGACUACAUCUGUGUGUCUGGAAGUCUGAGGAACCGAAUGUGUGAAUAUGUCGAUCACCUUCACGAGCACUUCACCAGCCCUGUGGUGAUUCACGACGCCCACUACAUCCCCCCCAAGGAUCCAGGAUAUUCUUGCGAGAUGCUGGAAACAUCAGUGAAGAAGCACCAGUACCCUGAGGGAGACGUAUGGAAGCAGCACAAAAACAGCUGACAGAAUGUUAAGAAUCACUUAAAUCAAGUGAAAAUGGAUUAUAAUCAUUAGCUGUAGUCAGCUGUAAAGAUUUUACACUCAGAUUCUGACUUUGGGAAUAUUAUGCAGGAUUGAAGAUGGUUGAUCAGAGCCGCAUUCAUAGAUUUGAAAAAGGCAUUUAUACUGUAGUCAUGUUGCAGAAAAAAUAUUAUUACAUGGGAGACAUAUUUUUAUAGUAGACAACACUUCAAGAAUUAAAGGGGAAAAACUCUUUAAGCCAUCCUUUAUUUAGUAUUUAUAAUACUGUGGGGUUGAAUACUGGAUUCUGAUUGGCUGCAGGGUGUUAAUUAACUGUUGAUAUACGAAUGCCUCUUGAACUCUUUGUCCCGGUUGGUGUCCACAUUCAGACUCAAAGAGUUUUGAGGCAUAUUUCCAGUAACUUGAGCCACUUAGGGCCACUUUUUGCAAGUCUGGAUUUCUGCAAAUGUACCUUUGAUCUGGUAUGAUUAACUGUAUGUGUUGUGCAUUGUCCCUUUUACAUAAACAGUCAAAUUGUGUUUUUCUGCCAGGUUCCUGUUGGGUCAAUAACAGUUCUGUACAAACCAAGCUGACACAAAUUAAAUUUCUUUAUUUACAAAA